Messenger RNA from Postia placenta MAD-698-R-SB12, 3114 nucleotides. RefSeq lists its product as hypothetical. Gene Ontology annotation, biological process: intracellular iron ion homeostasis; iron ion transport; copper ion import. Bases 1 to 2889 code for a protein of 962 amino acids. Gene Ontology annotation, cellular component: plasma membrane. The transcript is spliced from 5 exons. Gene Ontology annotation, molecular function: ferric-chelate reductase activity. The record is from RefSeq and is a predicted model, not a curated record. NCBI's taxonomy places the organism in Eukaryota, Fungi, Basidiomycota, Agaricomycetes, Polyporales, Adustoporiaceae.
AUGGCCUCGCAGAGUCCGACUUCCACGAUACCCCUGACCGCAUAUCCCACCACUCCUUACUUUGCCGACGACGUCGAAUGGAUCACAGCCUAUCUAGACAUUCAUGUCCUCUCUACUGCAAGCAUGGUGUACGCAUAUAUCCUUUGGAUUAUACUCGCCAUCAUAGUUUUUGGGUGCGCUGCCUCUCAUCUACUAGGUCCAACCACAAGCUCCCUAGGUGCACGAUGGUACAAGUGGGCAGUUCGCCGGAGAACUUGGAGAAAACAACACGCCCUCCGAAUUGCCCAGCAGAGGGGAGACCCCCAUAGACAACCCCUUCCCCUCCCCUCUAAUGCCCAGAUCCUCACUCUUACCGUCCUCGUAAUCGCGACAAUGGCCUUGGCUUUUGUCGGACCAGACUACUUUGCUCCUGGUUCUAGGAUCUGGAAUGCUUGGUGGACAUCUGGCAAUCGCACUGGUCUCAUUGCAUUUGCUCUGUUCCCCCUCUGUGUCCUCUUGGCUCUCAAAGCCCCUCCGUUCGCUGUUCUGGCAUUGCCUUUUGUCGCGCAGCUGCACUUUGACAAGCUCGCUUGGAUCCAUAAAUGGAUCGGUCGUCUCAUUUGGUUGCUUUCCGCGCUCCAUGUCGCACUUUGGAGUGUGCAGUUGCUGGUCGAGAAGAGAAGCAGUACGGGGCAGUUUGUGUAUACAUACGCCUUUCAAUACCGGAAUUUUAUCUACGGAUGGAUUGCAUUCGGUGUCAUGACACUGCUGGUUGCCUCCUCAUUCCGACCCAUCCGGCAACUACAUUAUGAACUAUUCUAUUGUUUGCACAUCCUUCUAGUACCACUCACUUUGAUAUUCUCUGCGCUCCACCACCCACCGGUUUGGUAUUGGUGCUGGGCAGCGCUCGCGGUCUGGGCAGGAGAACGCCUCUGGAGAUCGAUCUGGUGGAUGCAAGCCAAUGGGUAUUUCGGUGGGAUGGUGGCGCCUCCACCCUCAAAUAGGCUACACAAAGUCCCGACACGCAACGGAGACGCUCUACCGGAGGCAUUAGAGAUGAGCAACUUGCGCUCGCCUACGUCUCCAAGCAAGUUGAGGCACUACAGCUCGCCUUCCGCUCCAAAGUUUGCAAUCGACGUGCAUCAGGCCCGCACGACCACGAAGGUCUCUUUUGGUGCCUCUGGGAGGUACGUAGCACCGCCUGGGUUCGCUCAUGCAGAGCUUCUGCCUGGACGAACGGUGCGCCUACGCCUGAUCACACCGGGCUACCUGCCUUGGGCUCCAGGCCAGCACUUCCUUCUCCGCGUUCCCGCCGUAUCGGGUCUCACAACUCAUCCGUUCACGAAUGCAACAGUAUGUGACCAGGAGGCACCGACGGACGAAGGCCGCGAGCUUGUAUUCCUGAUCCGUGCGAAGAAUGGCUGGACGAAGCGUUUAUGGGACACCGUUGCCCAGAUGGUGGCCAGAGGUCACGGUCACGUUCCAGGCGAAUCGCUUCCUGCGAGUUACGACGUGCCCGGCCGCGGCGUGCUACUGCGCACAUAUGUGGACGGCCCAUUUGGCUCUGCGGCGAGAGCGAGGUGGGGCUCAUACUCGACAGUGCUCAUUGUCGCGGGCGGCUCCGGCGUGAGCUUCGGGCUUUCUAUACUACAGUACAUGUGCCUCUGUCUCGCCGGAAGAGAUGGUCAGAGUCUGGGCGGCAAGAAGGGCGGCUGGGGGCAGCCUGGAUUCCGCACGACUCGGGUGCGCUUUGUCUGGCUGGUGCGAGAGUUUAGUCACAUUCAGUGGUGUGCCACCUUACUGCGCCGUUGCAUGUCCAUGAUCCCUGCAUCCGAGCUGCAAGUCGAUAUCUUCGUGACGAACGUCAAGCCGUCCCUUAACAGGCUUAGCGAUAUGCACUACCUACCAGACAGCCCAGAUGGUCUUGCGCCGCCUGUGCCCCGGUUUGCUCGCGAAGAACGAAAUGUGUUGCGCAAGAAGCGGGACCGGCCAUCGUCCAUUGCAUCAAUCGAUGACAGCGAUACCGACAGCUUCGUUGACCUGAGCUACUAUACAGGCGAUUUCAACGAGGGUGGAGAGCUCGGGCAUGAGGAGCACGUCCUUGAUCUGACGAACUUCGAGGGUGACGACGAUACGGCCUUGCCAGGCGAGUCGCAAUUCAACCAGACCGUCAAGCGCGAGGGCAAGCUUCGGAGGGCCGCCUCACAAAGCGCGUUGGCAUUGCUUUCUAAAGGCAAGCGUAAGCGGCCAGUCGAGCACCCGCCGAUGCCAACUCAGAUGCCCCCAAGUCCGUCAACAGUGCGCUUGGUCGACUAUUCUACGAGUCUUGAAGAGUCUUCCCCCACAUAUGAGGGGUCACCCAACGAUGGCCCAUUCGAGCAGGACAUUGGGACGCUCACCUCUCCGCAUUCGGGCUCAUCCUCCACGACGGUUCUUUCUCCUGAUGCCCCCUUCCCUACCUCCACCCCCACUCUCCGCUUGCAUGAGUCUUACCCGCCGGGUGAGGCACUGAGCUCGCCAAGCAGCUCCUCUGGCAUCCCGAUGUUGGCAAGGCCGCGUUCAACUGCUUCGCACGUCAGUGAGUAUUCUGACGCGGGCAGCCUGGCUGCGUUGGUAGCGGAGAUAGACACCAAAGGCGGGGACCACCUGCGGCUCGAACUCGACGAGCUAGAGAUGCAGGAUGUGGGCAUCGUCGCGGAGCAUGCGCGGCCGGGAAAGCCUAAGUUGGACCGGAUCUUGGAGGAUGAGGUGGGACGGGCGCGGGGACCGAUCCUUGUAGGAUGUUGCGGGCCGCUGUCGCUGAAUGCGAUGAUGCGGAAGACCAUUGCAGCGCAAAUCGAUCCUGGUCGAAUACGACGGGGCGACCUCAGUGGAUCCAUCACGCUCAUUUCAGAGGACUUCGAGUAUUGAUACAUCGUCUGUUCGCUAGAUUUUUGUGGUGGCACAGUUUUCCUUACUACGCUGUCGUCGCAGGACUGUUGCCGUGUUUUGUAUCUCUACCGUCGGUUUGCUUUCUAUACGUCCAACCUAGAUCCGCAGUACGAUAACCCUGCAUAGUCGUCAGCAAUGUACAUUUCGAACUUCACGUUGUAGUUUGUACCACUUGUCAUGAAUUGAUCAGUUUGUGCGAACUGA